This is a messenger RNA of Cooperia oncophora, 243 nucleotides long. The record is from the annotation of a GenBank genome assembly. NCBI's taxonomy places the organism in Eukaryota, Metazoa, Nematoda, Chromadorea, Rhabditida, Trichostrongylidae.
AUGUUAAAAGUCAGCGUCGAUGUAAGACUACGGUUAUAUGUAACAAUAUCGGCUGGAAUCGCUCAAUGCAACAAGCGUUUAUCAACAGUGCGGAUCCCUACACCACCUAACACAACCGGUGCAACUCUGUUAUGUAUGAAAGGAAAAGCAAAAUACAAACCAGGCGAGAAUGCGAUUAUUUGGAAGGUAAGAAAUUUAGGAGUUUUGAGAAAUUUAGUUUGUCAUUGUCAGCGCUCAAACUGA